CACCCUGAUGACGAAGCCAUGUUCUUCGCUCCCACCCUCCUCAGCUUGGGCCGCCUGCGGGCCCGGCUCUGGCUGCUCUGCAGCUCCUCAGGAAAUUACUACAAUCAAGGAGAGAUUCGUAAGAGAGAACUUGAAGAGAGUUGUGCUGUUUUGGGGAUCCCUCCUUCCAACGUAGCAGUUAUUGACCACAGGGAUCUUCCGGACGAUCCAGCUGUCGAGUGGGACACGCAGCUCCUCUCCACCUUUGUGCUGAAGCACAUAGAGACCAACAACAUCAACCUGGUGGUAACCUUUGAUGCUGGAGGAGUGAGUGGCCACGCUAACCACAUCUCCCUUUACGCGGCUCUAAGGAACCUGCACUCGGAGGGGAAGCUCCCUGAAGGAUGCCGAGUCCUCAUCCUAGAGUCGGUGAAUCUCCUGCGGAAGUAUAUCUCCGCGCUGGAUGUGCCCAUUAGCUGUCUGCUGUCCCGGGAUGUUCUCUUCAUACUAACCAAGGAGGAGUCUGAACAAGCCAAGCGGGCCAUGCGGUGUCAUCGCAGCCAGCUCCUCUGGUUUCGCCACAUCUACAUGGUAUUCUCUCGCUAUAUGGUGAUCAAUUCCCUCCGCCUUCUGUGACGCAGUGCAGAGUCGCACACACCUCCCAGUGCGCUGAGAUCCCAGAGAAGGGACCAAAGGAGAGAGGAAGUCUGCCAGGUCAAGCACUACUGAAAGCACCUGCUUCUGCCUGCCAUGGGAAGCAGACAGUGCCCAGAACCCCUUGACUGCAGACGCAUGCUGUAUGUACUUCCUUCUGCUCCUUUACUUGGGCUCUAACAACUCUUGAAUGUUCUCAUUGUAAUAACCCAAUAGGAUCAGAAACAUGGAACAGUCUGAGGCUAAUUACAAGUGAGAGUUCAGACAUCACUCAGGUUACAGCACUGCUUUUCUUCAGGGAUCUAGAGCUCAGGGUCACCUGGCAAUCCCUGCCUUGCGCCCUGUUCCCCAGGGCAGGCACCAGGAAGGACAUGUCCAAGGGCACAUAGUCUCCCUUGGGAUUUGAUCCUGCAGCCCUCAGGCUGGAAUAUUGGACCACAAAGGACUACUGGGUCAUGGAGGACCCCCAUUCAGGCAGCCUGCCACUUCCUGAACUUUAAGUCCCAAAUCUGUAAAAUAAAACAUCAGCAAUUACAGACGGAUGUGCUGGUUCCUUCCACCUUGAGCCCCCAGCCAGGCUGUGGGGUGAGCAGCAGACUGUGGGGUGAAGCAUUAGCAUUUAUUCCUACAGGGUGGCAGCACGACAGGCAGUUCUCCAGUGAAGUAUGUUUGCAGACAUCGACGUUCCAGCAGCCCGGUGUGGGUCCUCCUGCCUUUGAGUUCAGCGGGUAAGUGAUGAGUCAGCCAGUUCUCACCUAGCUGUGUAUAGUGUGUAAGUCUACGUAGAGGUUGGAGCAGAGAGCAAAGGAGGACUGUCACCCUGAGGCAGUCAUAACAAUGCUCAUCACUCCCAUUGUGCUUUCCCCUCAAUACUGCACCAGCUAUUAAAACAAAAUUAGGGCUUAACUGUGUGCUCAAGCCCUGAUCUCAUGCUUAAA
Messenger RNA from Alligator sinensis (Chinese alligator), 1571 nucleotides. RefSeq names its product phosphatidylinositol glycan anchor biosynthesis class L (gene PIGL). The coding region runs from base 19 to 615 and encodes 198 amino acids. Gene Ontology annotation, molecular function: N-acetylglucosaminylphosphatidylinositol deacetylase activity. Gene Ontology annotation, biological process: GPI anchor biosynthetic process. Gene Ontology annotation, cellular component: endoplasmic reticulum. NCBI's taxonomy places the organism in Eukaryota, Metazoa, Chordata, Crocodylia, Alligatoridae. The record is from RefSeq and is a predicted model, not a curated record. The transcript is spliced from 7 exons.